CUCAUAGUAUGUUGGAUUUCAAUCUCAAUUGACCGCCGGCAUUUUCUUACCUUUCGUACCUUUCGUGGUUCACGUGGGGGGUCCACGGUCGAAGUUUCUUCCGUCUUUACGACGCCCUGAACAGCGGUUUCAUUGUCGACCAUGGACGGCUUACCAGCAGGGAAGCUUACCGGCGCUCAAAAAGAAGAAAUUAUGGACCAAGUAAAGCAGCAGAUAGCUGUAGCAAAUGCCCAGGAGUUACUACAGAAAAUGACAGAAAAAUGCUUCAAGAAGUGCGUCUCUAAACCGGGAUCCAGUUUGGACAACUCUGAACAGAAAUGCAUUUCCAUGUGCAUGGAUCGAUACAUGGACUCUUGGAACAUUGUGUCCAGGUCAUAUGGCAGUCGGAUCGCCAGGGAGCGGGGUCAGAUGUGAUGGAACAUUGGGGAGUUAGUCCGUCAACCGAGCCUUUGCCACACACAGCCCUCCCGAGACUUGGAAGCUGUUUAUUGUACAUAAAGCAUCGCAAGCUUCGUGUAGAUAUGCAUUAGUUCUGGCUCUGAAGCUGGUGUCGAGAAUAAAUUGGAUUGCCUGCUUUGGCACUUCACUGCGUG
This is a messenger RNA of Ixodes scapularis (black-legged tick), 593 nucleotides long. RefSeq names its product mitochondrial import inner membrane translocase subunit Tim13-B. The transcript is spliced from 3 exons. The record is from RefSeq and is a predicted model, not a curated record. Bases 142 to 414 code for a protein of 90 amino acids. NCBI's taxonomy places the organism in Eukaryota, Metazoa, Arthropoda, Arachnida, Ixodida, Ixodidae.